This is a messenger RNA of Eriocheir sinensis (Chinese mitten crab), 1755 nucleotides long. RefSeq lists its product as uncharacterized. Bases 549 to 1550 code for a protein of 333 amino acids. NCBI's taxonomy places the organism in Eukaryota, Metazoa, Arthropoda, Malacostraca, Decapoda, Varunidae. The record is from RefSeq and is a predicted model, not a curated record. The transcript has 2 exons.
AGAGGAAAGGGAGAAAGAGGAGGAGGAGGAGGAGGGGGAGAAAGUACGAACGUAAUGAAGAGAAAUGCAAAAAGGAAAGAGACACAAGUUAAACAUAUAUAAACAAUGCUGGGAAAGAUGUAAUUUGAGAGAGAUAUGGAGAGGAAAGGGAGAAAGAGGAGGAGGAGGAGGAGGAGGAGGGGGAGAGAAAGUACAAAUGUAAUGAAGAGAAAUGCAAAAAGGAAAGAGAAAUAAGUUGAACAUAUACAAACAAUGCUGGGAAAGAUGUAAUUUGAGAGAUAUAUGGAGAGGAAAGGGAGAAAGACGAGGAGGAGGAGGAGAACAAAGAGAUAAGUUUAACAUUCACAAGUAGACUGAGUACAUACAAGGUUAGUAGUGCCGUGAACAAAAGGACAAAACAAAGUGAGUGAAUGAGUGAGUGCGUCCCUAGAGAGAAUGAGGAAGACUUGAACACCAUGAAUGAACUCAACCACAUUCCACCGAGCUCAUCCGCCCUUUACUCAUCUUAAUUAUCUCUAUCUUAUUAUCUUUAUUAUUAUGUCCAGUGAAUGUACGCAUCAAUGGGGGAGCAGGUCAUCCAUAUACAAGGCUUACUGAGUGGACUUGUUAACCUGUCCGCUGCGAUUGGCACGGAUUUAGCCUUCACUGGUAGCCUGGUAACAUACACUCCCAGGUCUUUCUCUGCCUCUGUGGUGGAUAGUGGAGUGUUUCCCAUGUGGUAUUGGUGUGCUGGAUAUCCCUUCACUGGUAGCCUGGUAACAUACACUCCCAUAUCUUUCUCUGCCUCUGUGGUGGAUAGUGGAGUGUUUCCCAUGUGGUAUUGGUGUGCUGGAUAUCCCUUCACUGGUAGCCUGGUAACAUACACUCCCAGGUCUUUCUCUGCCUCUGUGGUGGAUAGUGGAGUGUUUCCCAUGUGGUACUGGUGUGCUGGAUAUCCCUUCACUGGUAGCCUGGUAACAUACACUCCCAGGUCUUUCUCUGCCUCUGUGGUGGAUAGUGGAGUGUUUCCCAUGUGGUAUUGGUGUGCUGGAUAUCCCUUCACUGGUAGCCUGGUAACAUACACUCCCAGGUCUUUCUCUGCCUCUGUGGUGGAUAGUGGAGUGUUUCCCAUGUGGUAUUGGUGUGCUGGAUAUCCCUUCACUGGUAGCCUGGUAACAUUCACUCCCAGGUCUUUCUCUGCCUCUGUGGUGGAUAGUGGAGUGUUAUGUCCCUUCACUGGUAGCCUGGUAACAUACACUCCCAGGUCUUUCUCUGCCUCUGUGGUGGAUAGUGGAGUGUUUCCCAUGUGGUAUUGGUGUGCUGGAUAUCCCUUCACUGGUAGCCUGGUAACAUACACUCCCAGGUCUUUCUCUGCCUCUGUGGUGGAUAGUGGAGUGUUUCCCAUGUGGUAUAGGUGUGUGGGAUAUCCCCUCCCAAGGUGCAGGACUUUACAUUUUUCUUCACUGAAUUGUAGCAGCCACUUUUUGCUCCACUCCUCUACCUUGGUGAUGUCUUCUGGUAGGAAAUCCACAGUCAAGGGGUUAAAUGUUGGUGUGUCAGGUGAUGUGUAGAUAACAGGGACACAAGCGAGGUAGACUGAUAUAGUUUCUGCACAGGGAACAGGAAGACAUGAAUGAAGUGAACAAUGACACAACUUGACACAUCACAAUCAGAGAAGACGAAGAAAGGAAAGAAUAAAGAAAGGGAGUAAGAAAGGAAGGAAGGAAGGAAGAAAGGAAGGAAGGAAGAAAGAAAGGGAGGGAACAGGAAGACAUG